Messenger RNA from Cryptomeria japonica (Japanese cedar), 3852 nucleotides. RefSeq names its product disease resistance protein RUN1-like. Gene Ontology annotation, molecular function: ADP binding; ATP hydrolysis activity. Bases 1 to 3852 code for a protein of 1283 amino acids. The transcript has 5 exons. Lineage: Eukaryota; Viridiplantae; Streptophyta; Pinopsida; Cupressales; Cupressaceae. Gene Ontology annotation, biological process: signal transduction; defense response. The record is from RefSeq and is a predicted model, not a curated record.
AUGGCUGCCUCAAUUAUUCUUCGAGCAAAAUUUAUAGACUUCCAGGAUUUGAAACAAGGAGAACUUUCCGUGCAUGCUUACUGGAAAAAAUUUACGCGUCUCCUGAAGUAUGUACCUCGCUUCCAAGUAGACGAAAGGUAUAAAAUUAGGAAGUUCAUCAUGGGCUUAAACAACCAAAUAGGUGGUUCAGUAGAUGUUUUAGCUCGGACUACUAUGGAUGAAGCCUAUGAGAAAGCUGUUAGGCAAGAACAAAAACUCCGUAAGGAUAAUUCCAUUAGAGAUAAAAGCAGAAAGAAGAGUAAUUGGGGACAGUCAUCUCAGAACUUCAACAAGAAGGGAGAUAGAUAUGGAGUCAACAAUAAAAACAAUAAAAGGCACCAAGGAGGACAACAAAACAACCAUAGAGAGGUGAGAGUGGGAGUCAGUGGUAUAGGCAGCGUUGGUAAAACCACCUUCGCCAAGGUUGUUUACAAUAGAAUUUAUGCCAGGUUUGAUGCUUAUUUCUUUGCACAGAAAAAUAAUACUCUUGUAGACUUGCAACGGGCAAUUCUAAGAAGAUUGGUAAAUUACCAUGGAGAAGCUUCAAGUGUUGCUGAGGGAAAAGCACUGAUGGAAAACCUAUUACAAGGAGUUCGUGCCCUUGUCAUAUUGGAUGAUGUGACUGAUCGGAGCCACUUGGAUGAAGUGAAUGGGGAUUGGUUCGGGCCUGGUAGCAGAAUCAUCAUUACAUCCCGAAAUCGACACAUACUCAAUCUUGCUGAGGUUGAUUCAGCUCUGGAAAUGACUGGGCUAGGGGAAUAUGAUGCUCUUCAAUUGUUUUGUUGGCCUGCUUUCUCAAGGCCAUUCGCGAAGACCCCCUACAAAAAUAUUUCUACAAGAAUUGCAAGAGCUUGCUGGGGGCAUCCUCUUUCAUUACAAGUUAUUGGAGCCCAUUUGUUUGAUAAGAAGGAGCAGGACGACAUUCAAUGUUGGGAAGAAGCUCUCCAUAACAUUGGGAAAAAUCAAGAAAUAUCCGGAGUCCUUCGAAUCAGUUAUGACGGACUUAGCCAUGUUGAGAAGGAAAUAUUUUUAGAUAUAGCUUGUUGCUUUGCUGGUGAAAGGAAACAUGACGCUGUUAUCUUCUGGGAAGUUUUAUACCCAAACAGAGUUCAAACAGCCCUCAAAAAUCUUAUGCUGAAAAUGCUUAUAAACUACAGUGGCACUCCAGAUCUCCUCAAUAUGCAUGACCUUUUGCGGGAAAUGGGAAGAGGGAUUCAAGAGCAGGUUGGUAACAAUAGCAGACUGUGGCUGCCUACGGGUGUACACAGAACUUUGAGCAGAGACAGAGCAGAGGGAGUGAAUAUGCCUGUUUACACAGGACAGAAUGGAAGAGAGCCCCUUAGCUUGCACAAAAUGCCUUCCCUACGCUACCUUGUUGUGCAAAAUACAAAAGUAGUGGGCAACAUUGGAAAUUUAGCUCCAAAUUUGUUAUGGAUAAAAAUUAGAAAUUGUGAAUUAAAUGAUACGUAUACAUGGUUAAGAUUAAGAAACAGAUUCCAGCUAGAUAGUAGUUGGUCCCAAGUGAGGAUUUUAAGUAUAGAGCAGUGUGCAAGUCUUACGAGAAUCCCAAAUACCCUGGACAGCUUGGUGAACCUCCGAUGCUUGAAUCUAGAGAAUUGUGUAGCUCUCACAACACUUCCAAACACCCUUGGUAACUUGUCACAAUUGAAGGAGUUACAUGUUCGCAACUGUACCAAUUUAACAAGCCUUCCGGAUACUGUGGGCAAUCUCAUGCAGCUAGAAAUGUUGGAGCUGAGAGCAUGUACAGUUCUACGCAGCCUUCCCAGCACACUAGGUAAUUUAGCUCGACUAAGAAAGCUGCGAUUGAAAUAUUGCACAGGGUUAAGGUAUCUUCGCAACACAAAAGGCGACUUGGCACAACUCCAACAUUUGUCCAUGCGUGGUUGUUCAGGUUUACAGAGCCUUCGUUACCCUUUGGGCAAGCUACAAAAUCUAAAGAGAUUGCAUUUAUCAGAUUGGAAAGACCUACAAAGCUUUCAUGAUGGGGUUGUCAAGUUAGCCCAGCUUAGGGAGUUAAACAGAAGGGUCGGCAUUGGAAGCUUGGUGCAGAAGAAGUUUAAUGUCUACUUUAUAUACCACGCAGCAGAUGAAAGGGAAAUAUCGAUGUAUUAUUAUAAGUACAAAUACCUGCGCACCGGAUCACUUCGUAUAUGCCCUUGCAGUGAGGAUGAGGAAAGUAGUGACAUUAGAGAGGCAAUUGAUAGCAGUGAUAUUGACAUUCUUGUUCCUGUGUAUUCCAAAACCUUUCUGCAGUCAAAUAUUUGCAUGAGAAAGUACGUAGCCAUACGCCGCUCGAAUGCCCUUGUUAUUCCUAUGUGCCAAUGCAUCUUUACAUGGUACUAUUUUAUCCAACAACAAGGGAUGGAGAUUGCUGUUCAGUAUCAGCCUCCCGCCACCAAAAUUCCCUUCGAUACCAACAACAAAUUUAACGUUGUGAGAACAACUUUUGUCGACCAUCUCUACGAAUCUCUCUCGGGAGAGGGACUUAAGGUUUUCCUCGACAGCGAAGAGCUGGAGAAAGGCAUAGAAAUCGAUUCAAAUUUGCAAGAAGCCAUUAAAACAAGUGAUGUUCUGAUCCCUAUAUUUUCUAAACACUAUGCAGAAUCAACUUGGUGUCUGAAGGAGGCUGCCCAGAUGUGGAGAUCCAAUGGCUUCAUCAUUCCUCUUUUCUAUGAUGUGGAGCCCUCUGAUGUUCGCUACCCUCAAAGAGAGGGAGGUCCAUUCGCCAAGGCAUUCCAAAAGCAUUACAGCCAUUUAGAUCGACAGGAUGAGAAAACAAUCGAGGAAUGGAAGAAUGUUCUUCAACAAAUCUCUUCUCUUUCUGGUUGGACAAGGGCGGAAGAAUUCGGGUACGAAGGAAGACUGGUAAAAAGAGUUGUGAAAGACGUGUUGAAUACCUUGAAGAUUACUCCGCCUCUGCCAGAUGUUCCUGUCCAUCUUGUGGGACUUGAAAUGCAUAUGUGUGCCCUGCUCCAUAGAUUAGAUUUGAGUUCAUGGCAUAGUACAGUGAGAGUGGGAGUCAGCGGUAUAGGCGGCGUAGGAAAAACCACCCUGGCCAAGGCUGUUUACAAUAGAAUUUAUGCUAGGUUUGAUGCUUAUUUCUUUGCACAGAAAAAAAGUACCCUUGUAGACUUGCAACGGGCAAUUCUAAGAAGAUUGGUAAAUUACCAUGGAGAAGUUUCAAGUGUUGCCGAGGGAAAAGCUCUGAUGAAAAACUUAUUGCAAGGAGUUCGUGCCCUUGUCAUUUUGGAUGAUGUGAAUGAUCUGAGUCACUUGGAUGCACUGAAUGGAGACUGGUGUGGGCCUGGUAGCAGAAUCAUCUUUACAUCCCGAGACCGACACAUACUCAAUCUUGCUAAAGUUGAUUCAAUUCUUAAUAUGAGUGGGCUAGGAAGGAUGAAGCUCUUCAAUUGUUUUGUUGGCAUGCUUUCUCGAGGGCGUUUGCGGAGACCCCCUACAAAAAGCUUUCUACAAGAAUUGCAAGAGCCUGCAAGGGUCAUCCUCUUUCAUUACAAGUUAUUGGAGUAUAUUUGUUUGAUAAGAAAGAGCGGGAUGACAUUCAAUAUUGGGAAGAAGCUCUCCAUAACAUUUGGGGAAAAUCAAGAAAUAUCCAAAGUCCUUCGAAUCAGUUAUGAUGGACUUAACCAUGUUGAGAAGGAAAUGUUUCUGGAUAUAGCUUGUUGUUUUGCUGGUAAAAGAGAAAAUGAUGCUGUUACCUUCUGGGAAGUUUUAUACCCAAAAAGAGUUAAAACAGCUCUCAAAGAAUCUUUCGCUGAAAAUGCUUAUAAAUGA